Molecule: messenger RNA, 1131 nt
Organism: Thalassophryne amazonica
Lineage: Eukaryota; Metazoa; Chordata; Actinopteri; Batrachoidiformes; Batrachoididae
Product: transmembrane protein 26
Exons: 3
Coding region: 37-1131 (364 amino acids)
Source: RefSeq, a predicted model, not a curated record
CUGACUGUAUAUCUCCUGCUCAGUGGCUCAGUGUGUAUGAUGAGUCAUCUGCUGAACAUCCUGCUGGCGUUGCUGAGUCGUUUCCUGUUUGCCGUGCACGGGGUGCUGACGGUGUGGCGUGUGGUGGUCAUCAAAGAGGAACCACUCUACUGGCUGCUGCUGACAGGCGUGGCUCUGCUGGGUGUGGAAAUGGCUGUCACGCUGAAGUGCACCCGUAAAGCAGAGUGGAAAUGGUUCUCCCCCAUGGUUUUUCUCUACCUCAGCACCGUCAUCCCUUCCAUUUGGUUUCUGGAGCUGGGCCUGCUGCAGUCCAAGUUGCCCGUCAACAACUCAUCAGGCCCCGAACUCCGUUUGCUGGCUCACAUCCCAAUCACAGCGGGCAUCGUGGAGCUGGAUCCAGAAAACUGGGUGGCUGGCUUGGAGCAGACCAUGCUCAUAGUUCUGGUUCUAGGUCGCUGGUUGAUGCCAAAGGGGGACAUGUCCCGUGACCAGCUCUCCCAGCUCCUCAUGGUCUAUGUGGGACUAGGUGCUGACAUCCUGGACAUCUUUGACACCUUCAAAGAACCUGAGGUUAAAACUAACCGGGUCAUCAUAAUUGUUGGCUUGGCCCUCUUCUCCUGGGCACUCAUGCAGUUUCCUCUGGUACUCACUCAGACGAGUGUCCCAAAAGAUCCAUCCUCACCUCCUCAGGGGUUUGUGGGGGGCUUCUCCUGCUGCUCCAGUGAAGUGUGGAGCUUGCUGUUGACGGUGGGACUCCAAGAUGGCCCGUUCCUCCUUUACCGCCUCUACCUCAUGAUCCAAGAGCAGGUCCUGAACCAACUGAUGAUCUUCUUCACCUGCAAGAACAUCCUCAUUGUCCUUCUGGAGCUUUAUCGAAUCUUUGUGGUGCAGUGUGAGCAGCAAGCAGAGUCGGGGUUGGAAAGAUGUCCCGCUCUGGUGGUCUGGUGUCGAAACCUGAAGGGCAAUGGGGAGGUAGAGGAGGAGAAAGAGGAGGAAAUGGGGAGAGGGGUGUGCUCUGAUGAGCAGAUCUUUCAUACAGUGACAGAGAGGGGGACGGAAGGAGAGGAAGAUCAGGGAGAUGACUGUGGCUGCUCAGGUGGGGGAGGGACAGCAGUAAGUCACAGUGAGUGA